CGGCAGCGACUCCGGGGGUGACCAUUGCGCUCAGCCAAUGGGAGAGCGCGCGGGGGACGCGGUCAGGUGCCCGCGAGGCUGCGCAGGUGCAGCGUCCCUGAGACAGACGGCGACGCGGCGGGUCGUCCUCGCUGAGACUGCUACCCGCGGAGACAGAUUGUUUUACACUGAGCUGAUCCAGCACUUUGAAAAAUGACUUCCAAGCCUCUCUCCGUGUCUUUCACGAUUGUGAUACUAACUCUUUCAACGACGUUCUCUCUCCAAUCAGACCAGCAAAAGGUUCUACUAGUUUCAUUUGAUGGAUUCCGCUGGGAUUACUUAUAUAAAGUUCCAACACCCCAUUUUCAUGAUCUCCUGACACAUGGUGUUCAUGUGAAGCAAGUCACAAACAUUUUUAUCACAAAGACCUACCCCAACCACUAUACCCUGGUCACUGGCCUCUUUGCCGAGAAUCAUGGGAUUGUUGCAAAUGACAUGUUUGAUCCUGUUCUGAACAAAUCUUUCUCCUUGGACCACAUGAAUAUUUAUGAUUCUGAGUUUUGGGAAGAGGCCAUACCUAUAUGGAUCACAAAUCAGAAGGCAGGACAUGCCACUGGCUCAGCCAUGUGGCCUGGGGCUGACGUAAAGAUUCAUAAGAGUUUUCCAACUCACUACAUGCCUUACAAUGAGUCCGUUUCCUUUGAAGAAAGAGUUGCCAAAAUCAUAGAAUGGUUCACAUCAGAAGAGCCCAUAAAUCUUGGUCUUCUCUACUGGGAAGACCCUGAUGACAUGGGCCACCAGUUGGGACCUGAUAAUCCGCUCAUGGGGCCUGUCAUUUCAGAUAUUGACCGCAAGCUAGGCUAUCUCAUACAAAGGCUGAAGGAAGCAAAGCUGUGGGACGUGGUGAACCUCAUUGUCACAAGUGACCAUGGAAUGACCCAGUGUUCUAAGGAAAGGGUGAUAGAGCUUGACCAGUAUCUGGAUAGAGAUCAUUACACCCUGAUUGACCAAUCUCCAGUAGCUGCCAUUUUGCCAAAAGAAGGUAAACUUGAUGAAGUCUAUGAAGCACUGGCUGAUGCUCAUCCUAACCUUACUGUUUACAAAAAAGAGGAGAUUCCAGAGAGGUGGCAUUACAAAUACAACAAGCGGAUCCAGCCGGUCGUGGCGGUGGCUGACGAAGGGUGGUAUAUUUUACAGAAUAAGUCAGAUGAAUUUCUGUUAGGCAACCAUGGUUAUGAUAAUGCAUUAGCAGAAAUGCAUCCAAUAUUUUUAGCCCACGGUCCUGCCUUCCGAAAGAAUUUCACAAAAGAAGCCAUGAACUCCACAGAUCUGUACCCCCUGCUGUGCCAUCUCCUCAAUAUCACCGCCCUGCCACACAAUGGAUCCCUCAGCAAUGUCCAAGACCUGCUCAGUUCUGCAGUUCCAAAGGCAAUUGCUUACACACAGAGCACGACCCUCCUGGGGGGUGACCACCUAGGAGAGCUUGGGCAAGAGGAGUCUUACCCUUACUUCCUUGGGGUCUCUCUUGGUUGCAUUAUAGUGAUUGUAUUUUUUGUCAUUUUCAUUAAACAUUUAAUUCACAGUCAACUACCUGCCUUACAAGAUAUGCAGGCUGAAAUUACUCAACCAUUACUACAAGCUUAAUGCUUCUCUUGAGAAUGGAAUUGCAUAUUGGAGAUUGCACAAUUAUGUCAAUGUUUCAGUUUCAAAUUCUAAAAACCAGUUUCAGGUAUCUGCAGAGGCCACCAAGUGGUUAAUACAUAGCACACACAUGCACACACACCAAAACACUUGUCCCUGCAGAGCAUUAAAAACAUGAGAGUAUUUUCCCCAUAUUCUCUCUCCGUUAGGGAUAGACAAGUCCUGUUUUUAUGUGACCUUAGCACAUGACAUACAUAUUCAAAGACUUUGCACUAAAGUACCUUAUUGCACUUUACUCUUGGGUGAGUUCUUUGAAAUGCACUUUACAAAUAGUUCUGUUUUAUAACGGGUGAACAAUUUCUUGCACCCAUGUUGCAGAAUACUUGUAUUUCAUGGAAUUUCUAAUCAUUCCUGAAGAAUGUAGGACUCUCCUUAAUUUGGUAGAACAAGAAGAAAGGAACCUGUUGAAAUCAAUGAGAUCAACUUUGUGCCCUGGGUUUGGAGGGACACAUUCCCAGCAGCAGGCCGCAUCUGUGGGUGUCUGUCAUAGUUCUUUCCAAAGGAUAUAGGACUUCAUUUACGUUUUUUUCUCCAAAGAGACUUUCAUACUGACAGCCUCACCAUAAACAUUAUUUCUCUGAUAGAAUCCAAUGAGUUAUUGCUGUUCCUGCUUAGUCAUGUACUCUGAUUUUUAUAAUAGGGAAGACUCCAUGAUCAGAGGUUUCUUUUCCAUGUAGCCCAGCAGUGGCCUGAGGAGCGGAGGUCAGACACCAUCUCCACAGUGUUUUCUACUGUCUGUAAUUAUUUGCUUCUUUGGAAAUUAAAUCUCUGUUAAUCACAUUAAAAAUCAUAUGAGGUAAAA
Cavia porcellus (domestic guinea pig) is the source of this 2482-nucleotide messenger RNA. It is a transcript of the gene Enpp5, whose product is annotated as ectonucleotide pyrophosphatase/phosphodiesterase family member 5. Lineage: Eukaryota; Metazoa; Chordata; Mammalia; Rodentia; Caviidae. The transcript is spliced from 4 exons. The record is from RefSeq and is a predicted model, not a curated record. Bases 193 to 1623 code for a protein of 476 amino acids.